AUGGCAGAUUCGAUUUACGCAAAUUACCCUCCCGCCUUGAACCCCGCACAGAAGGAGUUCCUGGUGAGGACAGUGAAGGACUGGGCGACACAGAAUGGCCUGAUGGUCAGACCUGCGCCUACGUUCGUCUCAAAGGAAUCUGAUCCUCACGGGAUACUCGCAACGAAUGCGCCGGUGACUUUGUUCCCUAGCCCUUUCCCGAAGACCUGCUUCGAAGAAGCCAAGGCGCUGCAGACCGUGUACAAUAAGCUCUAUGCCGCGAUAACCUGCAACGAGGAAUGGAUUGGCAAAAUAAUGGAAGAUCUCAUUGACGUCGACGACUUCAUCUCGAACCUCUGGAAAGUGCACGUUGCGGUUCAGAGAGAAGGAUAUGUCCAGACCCUUUCUCUGGGCCUUUUCCGUUCUGAUUAUAUGGCACACACUCCGUCAACCUCGACGACGCCCGAGUUGAAACAGGUCGAGUUCAACACCAUAUCCUCGUCCUUUGGCGGUUUAUCGUCGCUUGUGGCAUCCUUGCACUCCGAGCUGUUAGAUUCUCCCCUCGGCAGCCCUAUGGCGUACCCGCCACACCCGCUGCUGCAAUCAAAUGCAGUGCCAGAUAAUACUGCAGUGGAGACACUAUCUGCAGGUCUGGCAACGGCACACGUCGCGUACGGGCCAUCCAAAUCGCAACCGCAGCUGCCUACUUGUGUCUUGUUUGUGGUGCAAGAAAACGAAAGAAACAUAUUCGACCAGCUGGCGCUUUCAAGACAACUCUCCAAUGUCCACAAGAUACCGGUCUUUCGUUUACUAAGCUCUGAGAUUCUAGACCACACCUUCAUCCCCGGCUCUAAUCCCUUGCGCCCUCUCAUCUACCGCCCGCCGCACGCCGCAGAGACGCACUUUGAAGUGACAACAGUCUACCUCCGAUCCUUCUACACACCAACCGACUACAAAUCCGACCGUGACUGGGAAGCCCGAACCCACCUCGAGCGCUCCGCGGCAAUCAAAUGCCCAACAGUUCUCAACCAACUCUCCGGAUCCAAAAUCGUCCAGCAGGUCCUUGCAGCACCAACGGGACCCGAUCACCUCGCAGCCUUCCUCGCCGGUACUGACGAAGCCGUCAUCUCAAGACUUCGCUCAACUUUCGCCCCGCAAUACGACCUCUCCCUCUCCGGGAAGGGCCGAGAACUCGCCCUCAACCCCUCAACGGCAUCAAACCACGUCCUCAAGCCCCAGCGCGAAGGCGGCGGCAACAACAUUUAUAAAACCGCAAUCCCGGACUUCCUCAAAUCCAUCCCUGAAAAUGAGUGGAAGCGCUGGAUCCUCAUGGAGCUGAUCCACCCUCCCGCGGCAGCCAAGAACGUCGCUCUCCGCAGCGACGGCGAGGUCCUCGCUGGCGGCGUCAUCGGGGAACUAGGUGUUUAUGGCACUAUUCUGUGGGACCAGAAGGAUGGAAAUAUUCUUCACAAUGAGCAGGGUGGAUGGCUGAUGCGGACGAAGGCCGAGGGCGUGAAUGAAGGUGGUGUUGCGACCGGAUUCUCGAGCCUAGAUAGCAUCGUUUUGUACUAG
Messenger RNA from Aspergillus mulundensis, 1551 nucleotides. RefSeq names its product glutathione synthase. The transcript is spliced from 2 exons. Gene Ontology annotation, molecular function: glutathione binding; ATP binding; glutathione synthase activity. Bases 1 to 1551 code for a protein of 516 amino acids. The record is from RefSeq and is a predicted model, not a curated record. Gene Ontology annotation, cellular component: cytosol. NCBI's taxonomy places the organism in Eukaryota, Fungi, Ascomycota, Eurotiomycetes, Eurotiales, Aspergillaceae. Gene Ontology annotation, biological process: glutathione biosynthetic process.